UCUGCGAUUUUGUACGCUUAUUUACUUCCUUCAUCACAACUUUCCAAUUUAGUAGUACAGUAUCGGGACGUCUAUUUAUAGAGAAACUGGCUCUUAAGUUAACCGAUUUAUAACACUAAAUAUGUACAUGAUGUGUAUCGCAAGAAUUCAUUCUUUGUGUAAUAUCUACAUCAUAUCAAAGAUCAGUUCAUGAGGAAAAGGAGAAGUAAACAUUAUUUUAGAGCUUUAUCUAGAGCUUCCUGUUUUUAUCAGAUUAAAUUUAGUCCUAACAUUACAAACUCAAAGAAAGCUGAGGAACUUGAACAAGGUAGAAAAGGGUGUAGCUGUUGGUUUCAAUUAGGAAGAAACUUGGGGCAGACAAAGUGGUAAAAAGAGAAUUGCCAUUUUACCAUGGGAAAUUUGUUAAAGAUUCUGUUGCGAGAUGAAAACGCAUCCUCAAACAAAUAUGACAUUUUUGUAGAUUUUGAAAGUGUUCAGCCAACCGAUGAAGAGAAAGAAGUGUGGGAGAAAGUACAAGCUGUUCUAAAUGAGAGUCAAACGAUAUUACAGGAUAUACAACAGUAUACAGGGGCCACAGAAGAUAUCAAACAGGCCAUCAGUAAUCCAACAAACGAUGCUUUCCAGGAGAAGGCUUGGCUGGCAGUUUGUCCAUUGGUAGCCAGAUUAAAGAAUUACUUUGAAUUUGCUAAUAAAUUAGAACACACUGUCCAUGACUUGUUAGAGGUGCUAUGUUCCAUAGAUAAAACUCCCAGGGAACAUUUAGAGACUCAGCAAGCUUGUUUUAAACAGUUCGCUCAGAUUUUAGACUUUGUUCUUAGAUUUGAUGAUACAAAGAUGAUAAACCCAUCAAUACAGAAUGACUUCAGUUAUUACAGACGAACGUUGAGCAGGAUGAAGAUGGCAAAUGAAGUUCCAAUUUCACAUGACGUAAAAGCUACGGAUGACAACAAGGGAAAUGAGAAUGUCGUGUCAAAUGAGAUGGCCAAUCGAAUGUCCUUGUUCUAUGCCCCCGCCACCCCCAUGCUGAAGGUGCUUGGUGAAGCCACCACCAAGUUUGUGUCCACGCACAAAGAGCUUCCUGUAGAGAACACCACCGACUGCCUCAGUACCAUGGCCAACAUCUGUCGGGUCAUGAUAAAUACGCCAGAGUACGUUGCCAGAUUCCAAAACAGUGAAACCAAAUUGUUUUGUCUACGAGUAAUGGUGGGAGUAAUAAUCCUGUACGACCAUGUUCAUCCUGUGGGAGCUUUUGCUAAAUCUUCUAAUAUAGAUAUCAAAAGUUGUAUCAGGGUACUGAAAGAACAAGAGCCGGGAAGGGUGGAAGGCUUACUAAAUGCUUUAAGAUAUACAACAAAAACAUUAAACGAAGAGACAACACCAAAAGCGAUCAAGGCCAUGCUUGCAGGCUGAGCUAGUGUUUUAUACCUAGAAAACCAAUGCUUUAUAUUAAUGUACUGCGAAUUUCUUGAGUGAGAUUGUGUGACGUUGUGUUUGAUAACAUGUCGCGUGUGACUGAUGAGUGACAGGAGUGGUCUGUUAUGUUUUUUUUCUACUGCUAAUGUGAGUUGUUGGCAGCUGAUGUUUUAUGUAUAUUUACAUACAUGAGAGUCAUAGCAAAUUGUUACCGGAACAGGAAUUUUGUGUGAAAAAAAGAGGCAAAAAAAAAAUUCUAUAGUUUCAAAACAUUCAGCUGCAAACAGCUUUAUGUAAUUGACAGCACAUUUCCGCAAGUUAUUGUAUUGGUAUAUAUGAUUCAUUCCUACGUGAAUAUCUUGGGUUGGGGGGUAAUUAUUAUUGCCCUUUACCUUUAUAUAAAACUGCCUGAUAAUUUUUUUUUAUCAAAUCAAAAUAUUAUUGCACUGUAUAUUAUUUAUUUAAAAAAAAAUAAUUACAUGUAUCCUAUUUGUGCUUUAUAAUCAUUCACUGGAGUUGUGCUAAAUUCAAUAUACAUGUACAGUGCAUAUUCCAGAAACAAGUAUUCUAAAUCUGCAGUUAAAAUUAAAAACCUUCCUGUUUAAUCAUCUAUUUCUGGUGAACACAAUUUUUUUCCUGUAUUACCUGGAGAGAGUUUUGAAAAACACCUUUUUGAAGGAGCUGGCUUCUGCUUAAUAUUCAUCUCUUUAGAUCUUUUGUGUACUUUUAAUGUUUUGUGAUACUUCUUAUUCUUUUUAUAGAAUUUUCAUAUACUAACUGUUAAGGGCGAAUUGGGGAGAAAUACAAUGUAUAGUGCUAUUAUAAAUGUUUAUUCAAGUCUUUGUUAACAGCUCAGUUUUUCUCCUUCUGUAAUUUGGAGCAUGGGAAACAGGGUUGGAUUAGAUUUAGUCAUAAUUAUUAAUAUGUGAGUACAAACAACAGUAUAUAUAUCAAGGAGAGAAAGUUAUCAGCUAGAUGUACCAAAAAUAUGACAUUUUUUGUUUCUUUGUUAUAUAAAUAUUAUAUAGUUUAUCUCUUUAAAUAUUAAAUAAUUUCAGGUACUAUGGGUUAUUGAUGUUGACAAUUAAUUCUUCCACUGAGAUAUAGUUUACUGUAAUUUUACUAGACAAGUGUUAAAUAGAAAUAUGAAAUUACAAAGAUUUGCUUCAUAAGGGAUGAAAUAAGAGUGGCAUACUUCUGUGUAAAUUGAGAAUAUAUUUGUACAUGAUCCUCUUUGAUUUAUAAAUCAUUUCUGAUGAAAACGUAUCUGCAUCUCAACAGUAUAACAAUAUAAUACAUUUCUGUCCUCAACUUAGUUAUCGAAAUGUUUUUCUUACCCUUUCUCAAAGCCAUGACAUAAUAUUGCAAUAAUUGUUCUUCAGAAACUGUUUGUCUUAGCUGUAUCGUAAGUGUAAAGAAUUGUUUGAAUUUUAUAAAAGAAUUGAAGAUUUAGAAUCCUUCGUUUAGCUAAUAGCCAGGGAGAUGACAAUUAAGCUUCUGAAGAACAUAUCAUUUCUGUGCUUCAACAAAGUAAGACGUAGAGGGCCUCUAUACUUAAUUAAUGGUCAAAAUUGUAUAUUUAUCAUUUAUAUUCUGUGAAAAACUUAACCAACAAAGCCAUAUUCUGUAUAUUGCACUUGAUGUAUUAUAAAAAGUUUGAAACAUUCCAGUCUCAGCAUAUCCUGUACUGCAUUUGUAAAGUUGUAUUAAACAUGAUGAUAGCAGGGUGUACCCAUGUAUUUUUGAGAAAGAGAUGUGUUACUUAGAGAGCUGCAUAUAAUGUAAAGUUUGUAUUACAGUGACUUUGUUUGAAACUUUUUCAUACACCAUGCAGUAUAGUAUUGCAUUGAUUAAAAAAAAAAUAGGCCAAUGCUUUUCUUUUAUUCUGUGCUGUGCAGAAAUGCUUGGAAUCAAAGACUGAAUUUGUAAACCAUUUUACAUUAUGUUAUUAAUAAGCAUUGCAAAUUAUUUAUGCAAAAAUGUGCAUGUUAAUUAUAUUGUUUUAACCAGUGAUGCUAAACGUCUUUAUAACUGUAAACUGGGCCGAGCUCUUGAUUUUAGUGUUGCCAUAAAACAAACAGAAAAUCAUUUAUUUAAUGACAUAAAUUUAUGUGUUUUUAUACCUGUAUUCUAUGUAUUGUAAUUCAUUUCAUUUAUUAUCUUCUAGAAUACAUGGCAUUCACUGUGAAAGGUGUAUUUGUUUAUGUUAGAGAAUUGUGUUGCAAAAAUUAAACUGGCCAAAACAAAGGGAAAAAAAUUGAAAAAAUUUAUUAUUUUAUAUAGAUCAAUGACAAUAAAUGUUUUAAAAAACUU
Molecule: messenger RNA, 3726 nt
Organism: Magallana angulata
Lineage: Eukaryota; Metazoa; Mollusca; Bivalvia; Ostreida; Ostreidae
Product: CYFIP-related Rac1 interactor B-like
Exons: 12
Coding region: 391-1410 (339 amino acids)
Biological process (GO): regulation of actin filament polymerization
Molecular function (GO): small GTPase binding
Source: RefSeq, a predicted model, not a curated record